Molecule: messenger RNA, 517 nt
Organism: Clupea harengus (Atlantic herring)
Lineage: Eukaryota; Metazoa; Chordata; Actinopteri; Clupeiformes; Clupeidae
Product: cytochrome c oxidase subunit 7A2, mitochondrial-like
Biological process (GO): mitochondrial electron transport, cytochrome c to oxygen; mitochondrial respirasome assembly; regulation of oxidative phosphorylation
Cellular component (GO): respiratory chain complex IV
Source: RefSeq, a predicted model, not a curated record
GAAAUGCGUAUUGCUCGCAAGGGUACCUGGGAUAUCAUCGGAAGUACGGUUUGUGUCCUUGUGCUUGACAAGCUCCAGUUAAAGUCAGAAAGACAGAAAAUGUCCUACAUGUACAGGCACUUUACGGCCCUUCAGCAAAUUUCCCGGCGGACUAUAGCCAGUAGUGCCCGUCGGCAAGUCGACAACAAGGUUCGACAGAAGCAGAAGUUGUUUCAGGAGGACAAUGGUAUGCCCAUCCAUUUGAAGGGAGGAGCCAAGGAUGCUCUUCUGUACAGGGCAACCAUGGGCUUGACUAUUCUUGGUAGUGCAUAUGUUGUAUACGAGUUGUUAUCAGCAGCAUCGCCUAAGAAGAAGUGAUCCAUUUGACUUGCCCUUGUGUACAACAAUGUUUUGCCAAUUGUACAUAUCAGUAAUCAGGGAGUCUUUUGUCAUGUCUAUGAGUAUUAUUUAAUGUCCAUGGGAUCAACACUUGAUUGGGACACCAAUCAAGCAUAGGAAAUAAAAUGUUUGGAGCGCG